GAGCCGGCGUCGCUGCUCCUGCCGCCGCUCCGCCGCCGCCGCCGCCACUGCUGCUCCCGCCGCUGCGGCUUGGUCGAUGACGACGCGACACGGCUCCACACUCCGCCACCGCCACGCUGUGCCACGACGUUGCUGAUUUAAAUUCGCAUCGCCAAAGGAAACUCCAACACGGUAUUCUCCUAGAGAAUCAUGGUAUAACAGCAGGGCUGUCUGGUGACAAUCAUUCGAAAACGAGCCGCACUGAACCUGAACAGCGCCUCUCGCAGUGCCAUUACCUCGGGCCCCGCAGCUGCGGCCGUGUGAGCGGCCGUGAAAACGCAGGAGGCCCUGCGCCGUGGCCGCAGUGCGCAUCCGUCUAGGCGUCCGUGCUCUUCGUUUGUAUGACGAUUUACGUCGCCACUCGAGCUCCAGUCCCAGCGAGCGGUGCGCGCCUCCUCCGCAGCUGUUCCAGAUCGGUCGGCGUGAAGUCGGGUGUCGCCUUGAAGUUGGUUUCCAACGCUUCAGGUGACUGCUGACAUUGGCAGAUGGUUAUGGCCCAUUUGGCUGCAUUCUCUAUAGUCCUAAAGGAGAAAGGGUACAGAGGUUAUACCUGCAUAUGAGGUGAGGGCUGAUCAUGCUUGGCAUGGAAACAUGGCAGCCCAAUUCGCGAGCCCAGCCCUUCAUUCCGAAACGUGGGCUGGGCCUGUACAAUCCUCAAACAUUAAUUGGACGACCAUUAGGGCGUCGCCGAAUUCUAACAAAGCUCUUCCAGGGACUCCUGGUAGUGGUGCUCCUUAUAACUAUUGGAAUCAAUGUUAUGUUCAUUUUGGACACCAGUCGACGCUUACAAGAAGAGGCAUUGCAUGCAGGUGACACUGGAGAACUUGUCGAUGGAGAAAGUCGAAGGAACAGUUUAAGGCUUCAAGAGAGUCAGCCAAAAUCUCUGGCUAUUGAAGUAUUAUCCAGUCAAUCCAAAGUUUCUGUUUCAGUUGAUGGCACGACUAUAUUGGAAGAUGGAGAAGAACAUAAAGGUCGUGGCAUCCAUGUUCUCGUUCUAAAUCAAGCUAGUGGGAGUGUAAUGGCUCAGAGAACAUUUGACACCUACUCUCCUCAUGAAGAUGAAGCAAUGGCUCUCUUCUUAAACAUGGUGUCUGAUGGUCGUAUUAUUGUAUUUGCAAUUAAGGAUGAGGGAACAUUCCAAAUGAAACAGCCUGCCCGAGACUUGCUAAAGCGCCUUGGUUCAAAACGUGCGCAGGCAAUAGGUUGGCGAGAUAUGUGGGCCAUGGUUACACAGAAAGGAUCAAAGUUGUUUGGAGAAUCUUACAGUAAGAGUACUGAAUUUAAUACAUGGGGAGCACCAGUAGUACUCAGAACAGAAGUGCCCUUAGUGCCUAUUGAAGAGAGUGAAUGUGAUUGGCCUGAUACUGAAGAGAAUAAAAGAAGAAGAGAAUUUUGUAACCAUAUAGAGGGCUAUGGUAGUGUUUGCAGCUGUAAUGAUCCUGCACCAUUAAUUUUUAAUCCAGAACCUGUUAUCAACAAUCAAGUUCAUGAUGUUCCGGUUGCAAUUAUAGCCAGUAAUAGACCACAUUAUUUGUACAGAAUGUUACGUUCUCUACUUUCUGCACAUGGUGCAAAUCCUGAAAUGAUAACAGUAUUUAUAGAUGGUUAUUUUGAAGAACCUCUUGAAGUUACAAAAUUAUUUGGCCUCCGAGGCAUCCAACAUACUCCAAUUGGGGUGAAGAAUGCAAGAAUAUCCCAGCAUUACAAGGCUUCACUCACUGCGACAUUUAAUAUAUUUCCAAAUGCUAAAUAUGCUAUAAUUGUUGAAGAAGAUUUAGAUGUUUCACCAGAUUUUUUCAGUUACUUCAGUCAAACCCGUCGCCUUUUAGAAGAAGAUGAAACAGUAUACUGCAUUUCAGCUUGGAAUGAUCAAGGAUAUGAACAUACUAGUGAUGACCCAACUCUUUUAUACAGAGUGGAAACAAUGCCAGGUUUGGGUUGGAUUCUCAAACGUUCCUUAUACAAAGAGGAAUUGGAGAGUAAAUGGCCAACUCCUGAGAAGAUGUGGGAUUGGGAUAUGUGGAUGCGCUUACCUGAGGUGCGGAAAGGAAGAGAAUGUGUGAUUCCUGAUGUUUCUCGUACAUACCACUUUGGAGCAUCUGGUCUAAACAUGAAUUCCUAUUUUCAAGAUGUUUACUUUAAAAAACAUUCCUUCAACACACAACCUUAUGUGGAACUUCAGAAUAUAGACAGUGUGAAGAAGAAUAACUAUGAGGAAUUAAUUAUUAGUAUGAUCAAGAAAGCAAACAUUUUGGAUCACAGCAAGUCUCCUUGUGAAGAAAACUUUGUACCUGAUAAAAAGGGGAAGAUAAAUAUAAUGUUUAUAAAAAUGGAAGAACCUAAGGACUUCCUAACGUGGUUACAAGUUGCAAAGUGUUUCAAGAUAUGGGAUCUUGAUGCUCGAGGCCAUCAUAAAAGUAUGUGGAGAAUGCAUAUGAAAGGCAGUGAAAUGCUAGUGAUUGGAGUUCCAAAUUCUGAAUAUGCGAAAUACAAGCCUUCAAAUAUAACUCCUAUUUACUUGGAACCACAGAAGGAGAAGAACAAAGUUAGGUAGCAGGAAUGUGGUGCUGCUUCUGAGUAUUAAGCUUUGCAGAGAUCUUGUGCCAAGCCAUCUGUUACACUCACCCAUGUGGUCUUCGUAUGUCUUCUCAUGUAUCUGAGAAGACCUGGGGGUAAGGUGGUGCUGCAGCAGAGCUCAGAAACACCACCACACCUAUCACUAUUCAAUUGAGAUGCCAAACUUAACGAUCUUGUUAUACUAAUUGUGUUCUUGUGCAAAUAUUGCUAUAUUGUGUGCUAUAAUGACAAUAAAAAGCAGAGACCAUAGUCGUGUAUGAAUGUCAAGGUUUUAAGCCUGUAUAUUUGAGAGUACAUGUAUUGUAGAAGAUGAUUGAGGGAAAACAGACUUUUGGAAAUGUGUUAUGGCAAGUGCUCACUAUUACUAGGAUCCUACCAGUCCCAUAAAAUGAACAGGUAUGUCAUUGAUAUUCCCUGUCAUAUUGCGAUUCCUUGUUCCAGUGGAACAGCAUUUGUAAUUUACAUUGAAAAGUAGUGGUUUUUAACAAGAAAUGUUAUCAGUCAUGCUGAAGAAUCUUUUUGUUUGCAUGUAAAUAACUGUGAGGUACCAAUGUGGAAGUAAUGAAUCAAGAUAUUCUAAUAGAUAUAUUACGUGUUACUGUCAUUAAGUAAUCUUUUGACAGCAAUAGAAUGACUUAAAAGUGAAGUCUGUACAGUAUUGUUCCACAAUAAUAUUGUGAUUUUUCAGCAUGCAAAGUUUAUUUUCAUAUUGAAUAAAGUCUCCCUAAAUAUCAAUAAA
This is a messenger RNA of Gryllus bimaculatus (two-spotted cricket), 3355 nucleotides long. The record is from the annotation of a GenBank genome assembly. NCBI's taxonomy places the organism in Eukaryota, Metazoa, Arthropoda, Insecta, Orthoptera, Gryllidae.